Molecule: messenger RNA, 558 nt
Organism: Pelecanus crispus (Dalmatian pelican)
Lineage: Eukaryota; Metazoa; Chordata; Aves; Pelecaniformes; Pelecanidae
Source: RefSeq, a predicted model, not a curated record
AUGCACACAUCUUUCUUCCUCUUCCUGUUCGCAGGACUGAUUGUUGCAACUCUGGCAAUAUGCUGGAUGCCAAACCAGGUUAGAAGGAUCAUGGCUGCUGCUAAACCAAAGCAGGACUGGACUGUCCCCUACUUCAGAGCGUACAUCACGCUUCUUCCCAUUGCCGACAUCUUCUUCUACCUCAGCUCAGUGGUGAACCCCCUCCUGUACAACAUCUCUUCUCAGCAGUUCCGCAGUGUGUUUCUGCAGGUCCUCCGCUGCCACCUGACGAUAGAGCAUGCCAACAAGGAGAAGUUUCUCAGAGCCAACCUGAGCUCCAGAGCAAGGAGCAGUCGCUCUCUGCGCCCACUGCUCUUCAUUUCAUCUAGGCGCAAUUCUUCUACAAGGCGCAGCAACAAAGCUUUCUUAAGUACUUUUCAGAAUGAGACCAAGCCUGACUGCAGUCCACAGAAACCAGGUCUUGAACCACCGGAGCCCAGCUUGGAAGUAGUGCCACUAGAGCCUAGCUCGGAGCCCAGUCCAGAUGCACAAAACGGCCUUUGUGAACAUCAAGUAUGA